GCUUGUUCAUACAAACGGUUCCUCCUGCACUUCCUCUACUGCCAAACAACACUGAUGCAGAUUACUUCCUUGUUUGCAACACCAACUUUGUACCUCCUUCAUACUUCAACCCGGCAGUGACAGCCCGAAGCAUCCCGGUGUCUGCUGGAACCUGCACUGACAAGGCUUCAGUCUGCUGACACCUGACAACGGUCUCUACAGUCCCAGGAGGUUUUAGCUUUGUGCAAAGCCCUGCCAACAAUCAACUCAAAAUGAGUAAGAAAAUCAACAUGGCCCUUUUGAAGCAACAGUCGACACCAUGCAUGGGAAAGGAUUUACCACGCCUUUUCCCAAAAGUGUCAAUACACGAGGUGGAUGAGAGGGUUCGUCUGAUGGCAGAGAAGGUGUACGCCUCUGCUCUGAAGGAGGAAGACAGCAAGGAUACUCUGGCUCUGUUCACUGUCCCAGAAGACUGUCCCAUUGGUCUGAAUGAGACUAGAGAGAAGGAGCUGCAAAAGGAGAUGGCUGAACAGCUGUCUCAGGAGUCAGUUAAGAGGAAGAAGAGUUUCAAGUUGAAGCGGUCACAGUCGGUAUCUUUGCAGAUGCCUCCUGAUUGGACACCUACCCCAGCGCAAACACCCGCCACUGCUGAAUCUUUGCUUUCAGACUCCUUCCCAGACUUCCAGAGAGUUACCAUCAGUGGAGAUUACUGUGCAGGGAUCACAGUUGAGGACUAUGAGCAAGCAACUAAGGGUCUCCUCAAAGCCCUGUUCAUCCGAGAGAAGUACUCCAGGCUGGCCUACCACCGAUUUCCAAGGACCACUGCCCUGUUCCUGCGAAAUGCUGAAAAUGAGAGGUGGCUAGAAGAGGAUGAAGUCCUGCCAGACAUCUUUCCUUACCCCCAUGAAGGGGAGGACCCAUACUCCAUGGAGGGUAUUCCUGAAGACCUGAACUAUGAGCUGCAGAUAAAGGAUGGUAUAAUUCAUGUUUAUGAGAGUGCUGAGGCCCUGAAACAGGAGCAAGCUUACAGCCUUCCUUACCCUGACCUCGAGACCUUUGCUAUAGACCUGAGCCAUGUACUUGCGAUGAUAGCUGACGGCCCAACAAAAUCCUACUGCCACAGACGGCUGAACUUCCUGGGCUCCAAAUUCUACCUGCAUGAAAUGCUGAAUGAAAUGGCGGAGCUAAAAGAGCUGAAAAGAGUCCCACACAGAGACUUCUACAACGUUAGAAAGGUGGACACACAUAUACAUGCUGCCGCUUGCAUGAACCAGAAGCAUCUGCUGAGAUUCAUACAGACCACAUACCAGACUGAAGCAGAUCGAGUGGUCUUGGAAAAAGGCAGUAAGAAGCUCACACUCAAGGAAGUCUUUGACAGCCUCCACAUGGACCCAUAUGACCUCACUGUAGACUCUCUGGACGUGCACGCUGGAAGGCAAACCUUUCAUCGGUUUGAUAAGUUCAACUCAAAAUACAACCCUGUGGGGGCCAGCGAGCUGCGGGAGAUUUACCUGAAAGCGGACAACUACAUCAAAGGAGAAUACUUUGCACGUCUCAUUAAGGAAGUCGCCGCGGAGCUGGAGGAGAGCAAAUACCAACAUGCCGAGCCCCGUCUGUCAAUUUACGGCCGCUCUGCGAGCGAGUGGGAGAGCCUAGCGACGUGGUUCAUCCAGCAUAAGGUCCACUCGCCCAACAUGAGAUGGAUGAUCCAAGUGCCCAGGAUUUAUGAUAUUUUCAAGUCAAAGAAAUUAAUCCCAAGCUUUGCCAAGAUACUGGAGAAUGUGUUCCGCCCCCUCUUUGAGGCUACAAUCAACCCUCAAAAGCACAAAGCAGUCCACGUGUUCUUAAAAUAUGUGACGGGAUUUGACAGCGUGGAUGACGAAUCUAAACACAGCGACCACAUGUUCUCUUACAAGAGCCCGAAGCCUGAGGCAUGGACCACAGAUGACAAUCCUCCCUACACCUAUUAUCUGUUCUACAUGUAUGCCAACAUAAUGGUUCUCAACAACCUCCGCAAGCAAAGAGGACUGAACACCUUCCUGUUCCGUCCCCAUUGUGGAGAGGCGGGUUCCAUCACUCAUCUUGUCUCCGCCUUCCUGACAGCUGACAACAUCUCCCAUGGACUCAACCUUAAGAAGAGCCCAGUGUUGCAGUAUCUAUACUACCUGGCCCAGGUCCCAAUUGCCAUGUCUCCACUGAGCAACAACAGCCUGUUCCUGGAGUACUCCAAGAACCCCCUGAGAGAGUUUCUGCACAAGGGCCUGUGUGUGUCCCUGUCCACCGACGACCCCAUGCAGUUCCACUACACCAAGGAGGCCUUGAUGGAGGAGUAUGCCAUUGCAGCUCAGCUGUGGAAGCUGAGCACUUGUGAUUUGUGUGAGAUUGCCAGGAACAGUGUCGUGCAGAGCGGCCUCUCACAUGAGGAGAAGAAACACUUCAUUGGGCCCAACUACCUACAGGAUGGACCGAACGGCAAUGACAUCAGGCGGACAAAUGUAGCACAAAUCCGCAUGGCCUAUCGCUACGAGACUCUGUGCAAUGAGCUCAGUUUUCUAGUGGACGCAGUGAAAACCGAGUUCGGCGACAGUUCAGCUCAGUGACCGAACACACCAACACAAACUGUGCUUGGAUAUGUCACACAGGGAUAAAAGGGCACAGGCUAGACAGCACAAUCUUUUAAACGCCCUCUAAAGGUUCCUGAUGCUUAUUAGGAAAAAAAUGCAGUUUUCUACAUAUUUGAUGCUUGUUGGUAAAGGUGGCGGUGUUUUGACCUCAUGUCACAAAAUGAAAAUGUGAUUGUAACACCUUCCAGUCAGCAUGUAUAUCAUUUCAUUAGAAUAACAGUCUAUUUUCAUUUUGCAAGUUGUUUACUGUGGAUGUGGCUUUUGGAUUGACACAUUAAGAAAGGGGAAAUGGUUUAAAAGUUAGAAAGCAACAAUUGAUUUUUGUUCUGCAUGUUCUCUGCUUGAAGAUAAUACACGUUUGGGGUCAGACUAUGCCGUGUGCAUGGAUUUCAGGCACGAGCAUAAUUUUGACAGACGUUAAUGAAAGGCCAGGUUAACCGUUACAGUGAAAUCUGUAUUUAAGACCUGUGUUACACUCGCAAACAUGUAACUGUUUAGAAUUUUCUUUUUAUAUAUGUGAUGUCAUUUUUAAAUAGUUUUCCAUUCCUAAAAUAAAGGCUACAGAAAUGUCA
Neolamprologus brichardi is the source of this 3175-nucleotide messenger RNA. It is a transcript of the gene ampd3b, whose product is annotated as adenosine monophosphate deaminase 3b. Gene Ontology annotation, molecular function: AMP deaminase activity. Gene Ontology annotation, biological process: AMP metabolic process; IMP salvage. Lineage: Eukaryota; Metazoa; Chordata; Actinopteri; Cichliformes; Cichlidae. Gene Ontology annotation, cellular component: cytosol. The record is from RefSeq and is a predicted model, not a curated record.